UCUCUCGAGUCGCUGCUGAUAAGAUAAAAAGCAAAAAUUCGAUUGAGCACCCAACGCUCAACGUGGAAAAUCACAAAAAAGUCCCACACACCGUGAGAGAGAGCGACGAUUUUUAAGGCCCAUAAAAAAUAUUGUUUUCAUUAAACGUUCGCAGUAAUAAUGUAGAUUUGCUGUUUGCAGCAGUGUAGAUGACAACGUCGAUAAAACUGUUGCCUUAAAUCGUUUACCUAAUAACAAUAUUAUUAAAUUACCGCUGGUUAAAUAUGUUAACAGAAUACACGGGAAAUCUGUCGCAUCCCCUUGAAUUUGGCCAUGUACUGGAAAUUGUGGCCAAGACCAUCGAUGGUGCCGCCAGAUUCCACAUCAAUCUGUGUACGGCGAAAACAACUGUAGAUCCAGAUGCGGAUAUCGGUUUACGUUUCUCCUGCUACUUUCGCAAAGAUACGAUCGUCCGCAAUGCCCGACUGCACGGCAUUUGGGGUGAGGAGGAGACACAGGUCAUGACCAAUGUAACGCUGCCCAAUCCGAUUGUGAGCGGUGAGUUCUUCAUGGUGUACAUUUUGGCCAGCGAGGAUUGCUUUCACAUAUCGGUAAAUAGCCGGGCCUUUUGCACAUUCCGCUACCGUUUGCCAGUGAACAGCAUACGAGCCAUAGAGAUCCGGGAUCAGAUACAGGUGAUCAAACAGGUCGAUCAUCGCACUAUCUUUCCCAAUCCCUGGCCAGCCAUACAAGCCGCCGAUUAUUUUAAGGCCUUUAGCAACGAUCAGCCGAUAUUGUUCAGUCCAGGCCAUGUGAUUGUGAUAACAGCGCGUUGCUUUGGAAAUGAUCGUGGCCAGUUUAUACUGAAGUUCAUGGAUUCGGAUACGAAGCGCGAGGAAUUGCAUUUCAGUGUGCGUUUCCAUGAGCAGGCCGUUGUGCGCAACUCCAUGAACAAGAACUUUGAGUUUGGAAAUGAGGAGCGCCAUGGCAAGUUUCCAUUCAAAUUCAAUCAGCAAUUUAAAUUGGCAAUGGCGUUUACGGAACGCGAAGUGCUGACCGCUGUGGAUGGCUACAAUUUCUUUAGCUACACGUGGCGUACACCGGGCGCCAUGAUGAACCUGGUCGGUUUCAAGGUGACGACCAUAAAUGGCUUGGUCAUCCAAAUAAGUGGAGUCGAUCACAUGCAAACGGGCGAUCCAACGUGCGCCGCAUUUGAGAAGUAUUCGCGACACGAUUACGAGUGUGCCUAGCCAUAAGUAUGGAUUAUAAAUUGGUAUACCUGUACAAUAUAAGCCAUCUAUAUACCAUAUCUAUGCCACACAUAAAGUCUGAAAGUUUCUAAAAA
This is a messenger RNA of Drosophila grimshawi, 1324 nucleotides long. RefSeq names its product 32 kDa beta-galactoside-binding lectin. The record is from RefSeq and is a predicted model, not a curated record. The coding region runs from base 264 to 1229 and encodes 321 amino acids. The transcript has 3 exons. NCBI's taxonomy places the organism in Eukaryota, Metazoa, Arthropoda, Insecta, Diptera, Drosophilidae. Gene Ontology annotation, molecular function: carbohydrate binding.